UGGGGUGUUUGGUGAAGAGGAUGAUCCUUGCCAGAGGCUGGGAAGCCCGGCUCCUGGCACAGCUGAGCGACUACGAGAUCGUGACCCCCACACGGCUGGACGAGCAGGGCCAGCCCUUCCCCGCCGGCGCCCACUUCCAGCGAAGGAGACGCAGCUUCCCAGCCGGUCCCAAUCUGGAUGCGGUGCCCGGGUCCCACGGAGCCUGCUACAGCCUGAGCGCCUUCGGGCAACGCUUCGUGCUCAACCUGACGGCCCAGGCGGGCUUCAUCGCGCCCCGCUUCACCCUCAGCCUCGUGGGGCGGCCUGCCUCCAACCACACGUGGCCGCUGGCCGACGGGGACGGCGACGUGCGGCACUGCUUCUACCGGGGGCACGUCAACACCCGCCCGCAGCACGUCGCUGUCAUCAGCCUCUGCUCAGGGAUGCUAGGCACAUUCAGGUCUCAUGACGGGGACUAUUUUGUAGAGCCUCUGCUGUCACUUGAUGAGCAAGAGUAUGAAGAAGAGCACAAUAAGCCACAUGUGGUCUACAGGCACCGGGCACCACAGACAGGCUCGUCAGGGGAGAAGCGUGCUUGCGAUACUCCAGGGCAUGAAAACAGUCACAGAAAGAACAGGAGGAAACACCGGCGGAGACAGUGGCAAGAGAGUGGUAUUUUAUCCGAUAUAGAGGUAUUAAAAGACAGCAUUGCAGCAAGUCAGUUUUCUACCUAUAGCAACAAGACUGGGAAUGCCGGUGAAAAAAAGCCGCACCGAAGGACAAAGCGAUUUCUCUCGUACCCGCGGUUUGUGGAAGUGAUGGUGGUGGCAGACAGCAGGAUGGUUGCCUACCACGGGGCUAAUCUGCAGCACUACGUCCUAACAUUAAUGUCAAUAGUAGCCUCUAUCUAUAGAGAUCCAAGUAUUGGAAAUUUAAUUAAUAUUGUUAUUGUGAAAUUAGUCGUGAUACAUAAUGAGCAGGAUGGUCCUGCCAUCUCUUAUAAUGCCCAGACAACUUUAAAAAACUUCUGCCAAUGGCAGCAAUCACAGAAUCACCCUGAAGAAAGCCAUCUACCCAAACACGAUACUGCUGUGCUUGUGACCAGGCAGGAUAUUUGUAGAGCUCACGACAAAUGUGAUACGUUAGGUCUGGCCGAACUGGGCACCGUUUGCGAUCCGUACAGGAGCUGCUCCAUCAGCGAAGACAACGGGCUGAGCACGGCUUUCACGAUAGCACAUGAACUUGGCCAUGUAUUUAACAUGCCACAUGAUGACAAUCAUAAAUGCAAAGAAGAUGGAGGUAAAAAUCAACAGCAUGUCAUGGCACCGACAUUGAACUUCUACACCAACCCCUGGAUGUGGUCGAAAUGCAGCAGGAAAUACAUUACUGAAUUUCUAGACACUGGAUACGGGGAGUGUCUGCUGGACGAGCCUACGGCAGGAACUUACACUCUGCCUCAGCAACUCCCUGGCCUCAUUUAUGAUGUUAAUAAGCAAUGCGAGCUAAUUUUUGGACCGGGAUCUCAAGUGUGCCCGUACAUGCAGAUGCAGUGCCGGCGACUGUGGUGCAUCAACAUCGAUGGAGCUCACAAAGGAUGCCGGACCCAACACACGCCAUGGGCGGACGGGACAGAAUGUGAGCCGGGGAAGCACUGUCGGUAUGGGAUGUGCGUUCCCAAAGAACGGGAGGCCCCCGUCAUGGAUGGAGCCUGGGGGUCCUGGAGUCCUUUUGGGACCUGCUCGAGAACCUGCGGCGGGGGCAUAAAAACUGCAGUCCGUGAAUGCAACAGGCCCGAACCCAAAAACGGUGGAAAAUACUGCGUGGGGCGUCGAAUGAAAUUCAAAUCCUGCAACACUGACCCAUGCUCGAAGCUGAAGAGGGACUUCCGCGAUGAGCAGUGUGCUGACUUCGACGGGAAGCAUUUCAACAUUAAUGGUCUACCUCCUAACGUGCGUUGGGUUCCCAAGUACAGCGGAAUUCUCAUGAAAGAUCGGUGCAAGCUGUUCUGCAGAGUAGCGGGAAAUACUGCCUACUAUCAGCUCAGGGACCGAGUCAUUGAUGGCACCCCCUGCGGCCCAGACACAAAUGACAUCUGCGUGCAAGGCCUGUGCCGGCAAGCGGGAUGUGACCACGUGCUGAAUUCAAAAGCAAGAAGAGAUAAAUGUGGCGUUUGCGGUGGUGAUAAUUCUUCGUGCAAAACGGUUGCAGGCACAUUUAACACAGUGCGUUAUGGUUAUAACACUGUGGUCCGCAUACCAGCUGGUGCUACAAAUAUUGACGUGCGUCAGCACAGUUACUCAGGGAAACCAGAAGAUGAUAACUACCUUGCCUUGUCGAACGGCCACGGGGACUUCAUCUUAAAUGGGGACUUUGUCGUCAGCAUGUUCAAAAGGGAAAUCAAAGUGGGGAACGCCGCGAUUGAAUACAGCGGGUCGGACAAUGCUGUUGAGAGGAUCAAUUCUACGGAUCGCAUCGAACAAGAAAUAGUCCUACAGGUCUUAUCGGUGGGUAACUUAUAUAACCCUGACGUUCGAUACACAUUCAAUAUCCCAAUUGAGGACAAGGCGCAGCAGUUCUACUGGGAUGUCUAUGGUGCUUGGCAAGCCUGCAGCAAACUGUGCCAAGGGGAGAGAAAAAGGAAACCCAUUUGCACCAGAGAAUCUGACCAGCUCAUGGUGUCCGAUCAACGAUGCGAUCGCAUCCCUCUGCCAGACCCGGUCACGGAGCCCUGUAGCACGGAGUGUGAGCUAAGGUGGCACGUCGCCAGGAAGAGCGAGUGCAACGCGCAGUGCGGGCUGGGUUACCGGACCGUCGAGAUCUACUGCACGAAGUACAGCAGGGCUGAAGGGAAGACGGAGAAAGUGGACGACCGAUUCUGCAGCAGCCAGCCGAAGCCCAGCACCCGGGAGAAGUGCGUCGGAGAGUGUAACAUAGGAGGGUGGCGGUAUUCAGCCUGGACGGAAUGCUCCAAAAGUUGUGGCGGUGGCACGCGGAGAAGACGAGCCAUCUGUGUGAACACCUUUAACGACGUGCUGGAUGACAGCAAAUGCAGUCAGCAGGAGAAGCUCACGGUGCAGCGCUGUAGUGACUUCUUGUGUCCCCAGUGGAAAACAGGGGACUGGUCAGAAUGCUUGGUGACGUGUGGGAAAGGGCACAAGCAUCGGCAAACCUGGUGCCAGUUCGGAGAAGAUCGACUCAGCGACAGGUUCUGCAAUCCGGAGACGAAACCAGAUUCGGUGCAGACUUGUCAGCAGCAGGAGUGCGCCGCCUGGCAAGUGGGACAGUGGGGCCAGUGCACGGCGACUUGUGGGCAGGGCUACCAAAUGAGAGCGGUGAAAUGCGUUGUUGGUACCUACGUCUCAGUCGUGGACGAUAAUGAAUGCAAUGCUGCUACCAGGCCGACAGAUACCCAGGACUGUGAAAUAGCAGCGUGUCCUCUCCAUCCAAGUCAUCCAGAAACAAAGAGGAGCUCAGCCAACGUUCACAGGACACAGUGGAGGUUUGGAUCCUGGACGCCUUGCUCGGCGACCUGCGGGAAAGGCACGCGGAUGCGGUACGUCAGCUGUCGUGAUGACCAGGGCUCCGUGGCAGAGGAGUCGGCUUGCUUCCACCUCCCCAAGCCAUCGGCGACAGAAGUGUGCAGCGUCACGCCUUGCGGGCAGUGGAAGGCCCUGGAGUGGAGCUCUUGCUCGGUGACUUGUGGCCAAGGCAAGGCCACGCGGCAAGUGGUCUGCGUGAAUUACAACGACCAGCUGGUGGAUCGCGGCGAGUGCGACCCUGAGGAUCUCCCAGCAAUGGACCAGGACUGCUCCAUGUCUCCCUGCCACGAUUAUGGCAGGCCAAUGCACCCCUUCCCCUACCCAGAUCACCGGCUGAAACUCAACCCUGGGGGGAGUCUGAACCGACACCCAGGCCGCGCGCACAUCCCCGGGGGCAGUCAGUGGAGAAUCGGCCCGUGGGGUGCCUGCUCGAGCACGUGCGCGGGAGGAUUCCAGCGGCGGGUGGUGGUGUGCCAGGACGAGAACGGAUACCCCGCGGGCAACUGCGACGAGAAAGCCAAGCCCAUCGAGCAAAGAUCCUGCGAAUCUGGCCCUUGUCCGCAAUGGGCUUAUGGCAGCUGGGGGGAGUGCACCAAGCCAUGUGGGGCAGGCACAAGGACGAGGCUGGUUGUGUGCCAGCGCCCGAAUGGAGAAAGGUUUAUGGAUCUGAGCUGUGAAAUUCUCGAGAAACCACCAGACCGUGAGCAGUGCAACAUGCAGGAGUGCCCUCAAGACGCCGCCUGGAACGCAGGUCCUUGGAGCUCGUGCUCUGUCUCUUGUGGACGGGGACACAAACGCCGAACUGUCUACUGCUUGUCCAAGGAAGGAAACCAUUUGGAAGACGAUUAUUGCAAACACCUGCCCAAACCAAACGUGGAAAGAAAAUGCCGCGGGGGAAGAUGUCCGAAGUGGAAAACAGGAGACUGGGGACAGUGCUCAGUGUCCUGCGGGAGAGGCGUUCGGCGGAGGAAUGUGUAUUGCUACACCGGCACUCAGAAACCAGCCGGGGAAGCUGACUGCCCUCAGUCCACGAGACCCGAGGCUGAACAGGGAUGCCACCUUGCCGACUGUCCCGUUUACAGCUGGGAAGCAGAGGAAUGGCAAGCGUGCAUGAAAACCUGUGGGGAGGCGUCCCGGUACCGUAAAGUCGUGUGCGUGAAUCAGAACAAGCGCGUGGAGAACAGCCUGUACUGUGAUGCCAGCAGGCGACCCUUGGAAAUGGAGAGCUGCAGCUUGCCGCCCUGCGAGUAUGUCUGGAUCACGGGGGAGUGGUCGGAGUGCUCUGUCACCUGUGGCAAGGGGUACAAGCAACGGCUGGUUUCCUGCAGUGAAAUUUAUACUGGGAAGGACCAUUAUGAGUACGGCUACCAGAACACAGUCAACUGCCCCGGCACGCAGCCCCCAAAUAUCCACCCCUGUUACCUCGGGGAGUGCCCGGUCCUGGCGACGUGGCGCGUUGGCAACUGGGGAAGUUGCUCUGUUACGUGCGGCGUUGGAGUGAUGCAUCGGUCAGUGCAGUGCCUAACAAACGACGACCAGGCGAGCACCUUGUGCCACGCUGAUUUGAAACCUGAAGAAAGAAGAAUCUGCCACAAUAUCCAUGACUGUGAAUUACCAAGGGCUUGCAAAGAUGUUAAAAGACUCAAAGGUGUCAUUGAAGAUGGAGAAUAUUACCUGAACGUUAAAGGAAAGAUAAUCAAGAUAUAUUGUUCUGGGAUGCAGACUGACAACCCAAAGGAGUAUGUGACUCUUGUGAGUGGGGACGCGGAGAAUUUCUCUGAAGUGUAUGGGUACAGAUUACAUAAUCCGACAGAGUGUCCGUACAACGGGAGCAGACGGGAAGACUGCCACUGCAGGAAAGAUUACACAGCAGCUGGGUUUUCCACCUUCAGCAAAGUAAGGCUGGACCUGAACACUAUGCAAAUCAUAACAACUGAUUUACAGUUUUCACGGACGCUUGAUGGACGACCUGUUCCUUAUGCCACUGCUGGGGACUGCUACAGCGCAGCCAAGUGCCCGCAGGGUCACUUUAGCAUCGACCUUUACGGAACUGGCCUUUCGGUGAUGGAAACGGCAAAAUGGCUCUCGCAGGGAAACUAUGCGGUGUCAGAAAUUCAGAGAUCUCCAGAUGGUACCAAAGUCCUAGGGAAAUGCGGUGGUUACUGUGGGAAGUGCACACCUUCAUCUGGAACUGGCCUCGAGGUCCAAGUGCUAUAGCCAGAUGGGUUCUCCUGGUUCCCGCGCGAAGGAUGUGCAAGCAGGAAGCCAAGAUGAGCUGGAUGAAGGAUAGCGAUGCAAUACCUCUGCCUUCUACUUUUGUACUUGUUUGUACGUGUGUAUAUAGCUUGUAUAUUCUUAAUGUACAGUAUAAUAUUUAUGUUUGGAAUUAUUUAUUUCGAUUUAAUAUUUUUGUACGUAAAAUGUUUAUAUUAAGGCUGCUUUUACUGUUUUUUUUAUUAAACCCUGCAGUCAAACCACUGCAUUUUACGUACUCUACAUUAUAUGUAGCGUUAUGACAAAAGUGAUACUUUAUUGUCACUGUACUCAAUUGUUUACUUUCAGUCAGUCAUUUUUCUUCUUGUUACAGGCUGCUUUGGCCUUUUAAGGUGCUACCAAAUUGGCAUAGGGGUAUUUUUGGCAUUUCGAUACAACCUUUGUGGAAGGGAAAUAGAGCAGGUAGGAUUUCUCUUUUUUUUUAAAUGAUCAAGCAGACAGCACUAACGGGACACAUGUAAAAUCAAUACGGUGCUCAUUGCAGUAUGAGUUAUUGUCUUUUAGGUGUAUUUUCAAUUCCACGUGACCUCUGUGGCCAGUGAUAAUGAUUGCUGGUUUGGUGCUAAUACGAGAUAUUUAUUAAUACUGUGUAGUUCUAGGUAUUCAGAUCCAUUGCCAUGACGAGCAAGAAAAGGGAGCGAAGAGGGGAAACGGCUAGAUGAGCCAAGUCACGCAAAUUAAGUAUUCAGCCUGCGAACGCGUUCAGAACUUGAACCCCAGUAUUUGUAAGGCUCAUAAAACCUUGAUUAUUUUUUUUCCCCAAAUAAUAUUUUCUAAUUGAAUGUGCCGCUGCACUUCCUGGUUCCAUCUGGACGUGUGGGUGCUUAAUUCCUCCAAGAAAGGUUGAUUGGGCCAUAUGUUCCCAUGGUCUGUGUGCUGAAAGGCAUAGCAAUGUACUACAAAAUCUGCCACAAAGUCCUAAGGGGAAGCCAAAAACACCUACUCGUAUUAUGCUGCUGCUAGCAUGCGGGAUCACUCGGCAUAGCCUCCGAAGAUCCCGUUGGGAGUGGAAAUGUUGGAGGAUCAGCCUGGGUACUGUAAAGCUAAGUUGCAGCCCCAGCCUGUGCUAGGUCUGUGUCGGCAGACUCUGCAAUGUUUCAGUGGAUUUCUGUGCCUACAAGUACUGCCAACUGGGUCUGAUAGGCUUCAUCAGGGACUUGCCAGUUGUAUAAAUAAGAUCAUUUUGUACCCACAGAGAUCUUUCCCCUCCUGCACAGGCUGGCCCGUGUGUAUUGGCGCGUGGCUUUGCAUCACCCAAAAAGCCGCCACGCUCUUUGGGUGUCUCCCGUCCUAUGCACAGCUGGUCCUGCAGUCUUUAUUCCAGAAAAAAAAACAUCUGUUCAAGUCAGACGGGGCCAAGAAAGCUGUGCAGACCUGGUCUUUGCUGGAUUAUACCAAGCAUCAUUCCUGAACUUCGUGGUCUACUGUGUGGUAAUAAUGCGGCCAUGCAAUUUUUGUAGGAGAUGACUGUGUCCCUUAGCACUUUCUUCGCAAUCUCAUUGCAAAUGGGAACAUAUUGCCCAUCCUCAUUAUGAGUUUGGACUGAUCAGAAGCAGGAAGUUCCCAGAACAGCGUAGGAGGGAUCCUGUUACCAUGAAAUUUCCUGCAGUUUAGGAGACCAAAGACAUUUGUUAACCCAUUUGGAUAAAUAUCUACAUUGGUGGGUGCACAGGCUUAUUGAGCCCGACCUCUGAAUACACAGGGCCCUAUUUAUCUACCAUGACUCUUUGCCCAUUGUGAAUGAAGGCAGGUGUUUAAAUCAACCUAUAUGAUCCCUAAAUGGCAGUGAGUGUGCCCACUGCUUUGUCAUCCAUGUAUUUGAUGACUUGUUCCCGGUGCCUGUGUCCAGCCACCUAACCCUACGCUGUGCAGUUUAGCAGCAGGACUCUCAGGUAACAUCCAUCGGCAAAUAUGCUGUGCUAAUUUAGACCACUUGAAGAUUAGACCCUCUGUAUUGUUAAGGAAUGUCGCUUAGGAACUCCAGUUAAUGUCUGGAUCCAAAUGGAAAGAUGUAGGUUUCCCAAAUGCACGACUAUUUUCUCACCAAAUACUUGGAUGUGAUUAUAUUACAAGCAGACUCGUUUUUCACCUGCACUGUAGGUUGGUGUGUAACAGUAAUAAAUGACCCAACAUUUUUGAGCAAAUGCCAAAAAUACCAUUUUGGAAUUCAUGUAAUAAGAGAAAAACAAAAAACAAAAGAAAGAAAAAGAGUAAUUAUGAAAUAGUAAUUUUGUGAUUACUGCUCAGCAUUAGAGCAUCUGUUCUGUAUGGAAAAAGGGAAAAUUGCACUAUGAACUUUAGGGGAGAAACAGUGGUGCUUAGACAGUACAGGCUGAUACUAUUUUCUGUAAUGAAGUGAAUGAGUAUUUAUAAAAAAAAAAAAAUAAUAAUAUUGUGUCCUGUACGCAUUCCUUUUUACAAUGUAGUUUCAUAAUGGUUAUCAACAGUGCAAGAGAAACCUAAAAAUAUAUUAAAUAAAACAUAAAGGAGUCAUUUAGAUACUAAACUUAGGCAUCAUUGAUUGAUUUAAAUAAAUGAGAACAAAAUGUUGAGGGCCACUGAG
Messenger RNA from Alligator sinensis (Chinese alligator), 8355 nucleotides. RefSeq names its product ADAM metallopeptidase with thrombospondin type 1 motif 9 (gene ADAMTS9). Lineage: Eukaryota; Metazoa; Chordata; Crocodylia; Alligatoridae. Gene Ontology annotation, cellular component: extracellular matrix. Gene Ontology annotation, biological process: proteolysis; extracellular matrix organization. The coding region runs from base 21 to 5735 and encodes 1904 amino acids. The transcript has 40 exons. Gene Ontology annotation, molecular function: zinc ion binding; metalloendopeptidase activity. The record is from RefSeq and is a predicted model, not a curated record.